Molecule: messenger RNA, 368 nt
Organism: Theobroma umbraticum
Lineage: Eukaryota; Viridiplantae; Streptophyta; Magnoliopsida; Malvales; Malvaceae
Source: RefSeq, a predicted model, not a curated record
AUGGCAGGGGGAAUAGGAGCAUUUUGGGGAACAAGAGUGAUGGAGAUAGUGAAAAAGCACGACUCCGGAGGCCUCGUUUGGAAGAGAAUUAAGCUCACUUACCGCAAAGCCAACGCCAAGAAACGUCUCCAUCGCGUUUGGCAGAAUGAAGCUGUUUUGAGGGCAUGUGCAGAACCACCUUCAAAAACAACUGAUGUUGUAGCUGGUGAGAAAGAUGGGGAACCGGCAACGUAAUGGACAAAAUGAGGAAGAGAUUACAUGAGCCUCAAAGGAGGAUUUUGAUGAUUAUUGGCUUCAUGGUGUAAAAACAGUUUGAGAUUUGAAUUUGGUUGGAUAUCAUCAAUGACCACUAUUUUAUUUGUGUUUAA